Messenger RNA from Linum trigynum, 1167 nucleotides. The record is from the annotation of a GenBank genome assembly. NCBI's taxonomy places the organism in Eukaryota, Viridiplantae, Streptophyta, Magnoliopsida, Malpighiales, Linaceae.
AUGUUUAUUUAAGUUAACAAUAACUAAGUUUAAUAUGUGGUCCGGACUCCCUUAGGUAGUUUUGGUGGGAAAUGCGUCAAACGACGCCGUCGGGGUCGUUUUAGCGAGCAGAGAUAUAAUUGUGGUUAGUAACACAAACCCUAACCCUAGCUCAUUUCUGAUGCCCACUAAGUCACUUCCCCUUCUCUCUAUCGUUCUCUCUCUCGUUCUUUCUCUCUGCAACGAAGAACGACCCAGAUCCAAAUCGAUCUGCUCUCUCCCUCUCACCCUCUUCCUCCAACUCUCUCUCACGUCAUCUGGAAACCGAGAAGAGAAGCCGAAAAAGGAAAUCGAACCAUAAACGAGGUGGGGUUGCGAUGCCAUCGGCGGCGAGGCGAGGGUUGCGAUGGCGUCGGUGGAGAGGAGAGGCUCGCGAUGGCCGCGACGGCGGCGGCGGAGCAAGGGCCGAGAUGGCGUCAACGGGAUGGCGGUGUCAAAGAGUGGAAGAUCGGCCACGGCAGAGCACGACGGGAAGAUGAUAUGGUCGUCGCCGUCGCCACUAGCAUCUCUCGACGACGACACGAAAACCACGGAGACAAGUGUAGAAAACAAACGGCGACUGCAGGAAGAAACGACGGAGGAGGACUCCGAUGAUGACGGUCGAUGGCGACAAAGUUGUGUGUUUGAGAGGGAAAUGGGAGUGUGAGAAGAAGAAGAAGUUCACGUUCUAUCUUUGUGGAUCAACAAGAAGGUAGCUGAGAUGAAUUUUUUAGUUCUUGAGCUCUCUGGUUUUCUAUGUAAGAGAAAUGAAGUAAAGGGGAGUUCUCUGUUUUCUGCAGGUAAGAAGAAGAAGAAGGAAGUCUAGAAGUGGAAGAGAAGGAACUUUUUUUAUCUCUCUCCUCCUUUUGUAAUAGCAGAUGUGUUCUUUUUUAUAGGAAAAGGGAACUUGAUCCCCAAGUUUGCAACAGUACCGGUUUGGUUUUGGAUUGAACCGGUCUGGUUGUGUCAGAGCUGACCAGAUUGACUUUGUUGACUUGAUUGGACUUUUGUUGACGGUGACUUUAACAGAGUUGAGUUUCGUUGACUUUUGGUAUAGGCUUUGACUUCGCCAGUUUUAAUGUUUUUAUUUUAUAUAAUUGUAAUAACAUCUGUAAUUGUGAUUUAUUUUAAUAAGAUACCAGUCAUUGC